AUGAGGCAUUUACGUCCAGUAGACAAACAAUGGUUGUUCACCGCCUCGACUUUGGGCAAUACACCUUCUUUAGAUGAUGGGAUACCAGUCGAAACAGAAUUGAAAAGGAGGAAAACAACAAUAGAGUAUAUGAGAAGUUUGGCUUUGAGAGCUAAUGCAAUUGCUAACGGCGACGAUGCAGAAGCUACUCAUUUAAGAGGUUCUUUGACUGUUGGUUCUACUUUAGUGCAUCGUUUUUACAUGAGAAGAUCUCUGAAAGACUUCAAUGAGAAGAUGAUCGCCCCAACAAUACUAUUCUUAGCGACUAAGAUUGAGGAAGAACCGUUAAAAUUACGACAUAUAGUCAACGCAUGUAUUGGAAAAUUCGAACCUCCAGGAUCAAAAGGAUGGUUCCCUGAUCUGAACGCUCAUGAGCAACCACCAAGAGAAUAUCGAACAUGGGAAAAAUCAAUUUUAGCAAUUGAAGAAAUCGUUUUAGAAGCUUUAUGUUUUGAUAUGGCAGUUGAUCAACCCUGGGUCAUACUGAGAAGAGCUAUUCGAGGAUUAGAUGAGGUUAUAGCCAAGACUUCAUUGGAUCAAAAUACUAUCUCCAGCUCCAGCUCCAGUUCGAAUUCGAAUUCGAACUCAAAUACGACGUCGACGAUGAAUGGAUCAAUCGCUAAGCCGGUCAACGGAGAUGUCAUUGGAGAUAAUCUCGAGGAUGGUGAAAUUGAUGCAAGUCUCAAUGCGAAUGUAGUGCCCAACGGAAAAGGCAAAGAAAAAUUGACUGAAAAUAUAGUAAUUGAAUUAGGUUGGACCAUGUUAUCCGAAUCAACGUUAUCACCGUUAUCAAUCUUGUAUCCAGCACAAAUAAUAUCAUUCAUAUCAUUUAUAAUGGUGAUUUCAUUGACCGAUCAAAUACCCCUAUCAGAAGGUUUAGUAGCUGCUUCGGAAUUGGGCGAUAAGUUUGGCUUGGACAUAAGCUUCAGUGAGGAUGGUGAUGGUGUCAAAGGCAAUGAUCUGGAUAUCGUCAAACAUUGUUUGGCCGAUUUUGUCAGAUUCAUGAAUGAAGGGUUGAUAGAUGAAGGUCUAUCUAGGUAUAUAGUCGCUGAACCUGAAGAAAGGAAAGAUCGGUUCAGAAGACGAUUUACAGCUCUGCUUGGUGAUAAAGAUAAAGUCACCAAAUCCGAGACCAAUGGGUCGGUGGAAACUGAACUCCAAUCAGAUCAGGCACAGGUAAAAGAGGAAGACCUGAUAAAGAUGGGCAAGAGAGAUGUAGAAAUGACCGAAUCAGCUCCUACUCCUCCUUCAUAA
This is a messenger RNA of Kwoniella shivajii, 1293 nucleotides long. RefSeq lists its product as uncharacterized. The transcript is spliced from 7 exons. Gene Ontology annotation, cellular component: cyclin/CDK positive transcription elongation factor complex; nucleus. The coding region runs from base 1 to 1293 and encodes 430 amino acids. NCBI's taxonomy places the organism in Eukaryota, Fungi, Basidiomycota, Tremellomycetes, Tremellales, Cryptococcaceae. Gene Ontology annotation, biological process: positive regulation of DNA-templated transcription, elongation; regulation of transcription by RNA polymerase II. Gene Ontology annotation, molecular function: cyclin-dependent protein serine/threonine kinase activator activity. The record is from RefSeq and is a predicted model, not a curated record.